AAAAAACAAAAAAGUCAGUUGAAUUUGGUCAGCGGUGGGAUGUUGACGUUGUUUUUGUUAAAAUUCUGUGUCAUUUCAAAAUGAAAAUAUACGAAUUACCGUACGAUAUUAACAAGGAAUUGUGUAGGUUAUUGGACAUCGACGAUGAUUGGAAGAAGUUGGCCGGGGACCACAUGCAGUACUAUCCAUUCGACAUAAUCGACAUCGAGCAGGAAGCUCGUCGGCAAGUCACAUCCCCUACAAACCAGCUAUUCAUUCGUUGGGGCCAGCUCAACCACAGUGUGGAGGAGCUCUUUGUGCUGCUUCACCGCAUGAAGUAUGUCACCGCCAUGAAGCUGUUGGUGCCUGUGGUGGAUGCUCGGUUCCACAAGCUGCUGAGGAAGCACAGCUCUAGCGUGUCACGGGAGAAGGAUACCGCUGCUGUGGAUGAAAAUGCGAAUAAAGCCAAAAUGCAGAGGCCUCUGGGCAGCGAAAGCUCCAUUCCUCUGCCUGUUAUGCUCAUUGAAAAGGGUGAACAGAUGCCUACAUCUAGUAGCAGAGUUAUAAAUGCAAAUACUCGAACGGACGAUUCAAGCACAGAUAACACAUCAUCCACGGUAGAUCUGAAAGCCACGGCAAUGCACGACGAGUUUAUCAAAAAUGUUUCAGCAAUCCCCAUGCUUAGUUAUGAAGACCUACAGGAAGCUACCAACAACUGGAGCGAAGCGAAUCUACUCGGUCGAGGCGGCUUUGGACAGGUCUAUAAAGGAGAAUGGAAGUUAUUACCAAUAGCAGUGAAACGCUUACGAGACAACGAUGGAAAGAACAGAGAGUUGAUCAGAGAAAUGUGCCUCAACCAGUACCGACAUGACAAUAUUUUGCCGCUCUACGGAUAUAGUCUUGGAGGUCAAGAGGCGUGUCUAGUGUACCAGCUGAUGCUGGGCGGGUCCCUAGAACAAAGGCUUCGACGGAAAACGCACCACCCGCCGCUGAGCUGGAGCCAGCGGUACAACAUACUGCUGGGGGUUGCCAGAGGUCUCACAUACCUCCACACGAUGGCCGGCACACCUCUUAUCCAUGGAGACAUCAAGCCGGCGAACAUUCUACUGGACCAGUGUACUAUGCCCAAGAUUGGAGACUUUGGAUUGGCCAGGAAAGGACCUUAUGGGGAAGAGAGAUCGCAUUUGAAAGUUUCUAGGGUCCACGGCACCCGCUACUACUUACCAGCCGAGUACCUCACAGCCCGGUGUCUCUCACCGGCGGUGGACGCCUACUCGUUUGGAGUACUGUCUCUGGAGGCGGUGUCGGCGCGCGGGGCCUGCUCGCGCACCGCCAGCCCCGCGCUGCUGGUGGACCAGGCCAGGGCCGAACCACCAGAAAACCUAGAAGACCCGAUACUGCGGGCGACAAACGACUCAAACCCGCAGCUUUGUGCUGCGAUGGUGGCCAUAGGCAUCGCCUGCACAGAACCGGCCAGGAGACAACGACCUUCCAUGCUCACAGUUUACAGGCAAAUAGAGGCUCUGCAUAGUCUGGUUAAUACUAAUAUGGCUAAUCAAGUAGCAUAGGUCAUAGGGCUACCUAUGAAGAAAUAAAAAUUGGGACUAACUGAAAUUGCUGCGAAAAUAAAUGAGGUGUUACUUCAAAGUACAUCCACUUUGAAGUAGUUCGUCGUCAGUACGUCUACUAACUACUUUUUCGAAAACUAUAAAAGUUUACGUUAUCGUAAACAAGGUGAGCGUCUGGCGGAAAUGAUUAUUAAACUUUGACAGAAGAAAGCCUUUUUUCGGUUUCGUUAACUACUACUACUAGAGACCCACCAAUGCAAAAGUAUUGUGGAUUGCUGGACAGCUAGUAGAUAGGGCCACAACUUCGGUUAACUAUUAAUAUAAUUGAGAAAGUAUUAUGUUGAGAAAAUGGCACCGAGGUCUGUUGUGUAUGAUGUAUAUUUAUAUUAUUUAUACGUUUCAAGUCAAUACCUACUUAUCAAUUUAACGCUGUGUUAAUAAUGUCUUCCAUUGUACAUAGGUAAUAUUAUGUUAUUGUUAGAAUCAAAAUGAUACAUCAAAUACUUUAAUAUAAGUAAUAUUAUUGUAAAAUGCAAAAUGUCUCAAAUAAAUCGUCUGUUUUCUAAAAA
Messenger RNA from Plutella xylostella (diamondback moth), 2116 nucleotides. RefSeq names its product serine/threonine-protein kinase pelle (gene pll). The record is from RefSeq and is a predicted model, not a curated record. Lineage: Eukaryota; Metazoa; Arthropoda; Insecta; Lepidoptera; Plutellidae. Gene Ontology annotation, molecular function: ATP binding; protein kinase activity; protein binding. Gene Ontology annotation, biological process: signal transduction; protein phosphorylation.